AUGCCAGACACACAAUACACUAAGCUCUGCAAGCUCGACUACAAGGCCGCGCUGGUCUUUGCAGCAGCUCUCGACUGCAAUGAGGGUAAAAUAACACCGCAACAACUACAAAGAACAGCCGAAACAACGGCAUGGGAGUCAGAACACCUUCUAGAUGGUCUGUACUUCCAUGCACGAAACCUGAAAGUUCCAGGUGUUGGUAUCAUCUUCACAAAGAAUUCUUCGCCAGGAGCCCGCUUCCUGGCUGAGGUCAAAAAAUCAUGGAUGGAACCUGGAGCACGAAUAAUCCUCCCACUAGGUUUUUGUGAGCACUGGGACUUGAAGUUAUGA
Messenger RNA from Penicillium malachiteum, 330 nucleotides. RefSeq lists its product as uncharacterized. Lineage: Eukaryota; Fungi; Ascomycota; Eurotiomycetes; Eurotiales; Aspergillaceae. The transcript has a single exon. The record is from RefSeq and is a predicted model, not a curated record. Bases 1 to 330 code for a protein of 109 amino acids.